Molecule: messenger RNA, 3085 nt
Organism: Sinocyclocheilus rhinocerous
Lineage: Eukaryota; Metazoa; Chordata; Actinopteri; Cypriniformes; Cyprinidae
Product: pre-B-cell leukemia transcription factor-interacting protein 1-like
Exons: 11
Coding region: 121-2727 (868 amino acids)
Cellular component (GO): membrane
Source: RefSeq, a predicted model, not a curated record
ACUGCACACUUGAGUUUGCAACUUUGCACAAGACACUAGAGAGUGGUGGAAAUUAAAGCGGUAUUAAAGGCGGAAGGUCCUUCAGAGUUACCAGUUGCUGAACGGAGCCACUAGGGGGCAAUGUCUGAAAACAGCAACAGUGCCAAUAGCAACAACUGGACCCUUCUUACUCCGGAGGUAAAGGAGUCUGGAGUUGAGAAUGUGGGUCAUGUAGCUGAAGGUCUUAAGAUCGAGGGGCAGAUCUCAAAAGCACCUGAGCCCUCACCGGAGGCCCACAGUGACCUGGAGAAGCACUCCUCUGAAGCAUCUGCUCACCAGCCGGAGACAGAGACAUCCAAACAGUUGCAGUCUGACCCAGCUCUCACCCAUGAGUCAGAGCCUCCAGAGCUAUCUCAGCAGGUAACGUCUCCAGAGACGAGUGAGGGUCGGGCCCAGCUGAAUGCAGCACAUGUCAGUGAAGAGCCCAGCUCUGUCAGUGCCACUGUUGAGGACAUCAGCUCCUGGACCCCUGACCAUGAGAAACUAGGUCUUUCAGAGAGCCCAGUUACUCCCAGCGCUGAUAUCGAUUCAUUCUCUGACUCUUACACUCACAUAAGUCCUACCUCUGGAUCAAGUCCACUUCCUGCUUCAGUUUGUCAGGAAAGAGACUGGUUUCAAUCGGAUGAGGAUUCACUGAGGAAAACCAUAACUGAAGAGUCUAAAGAAGUGUUGGAAACAAACAGGAAAGAGGGGUAUGGUUUACGAAAGAGAAAAAUCUCCCACCUGGGCUCUUUGGACAAGACUGAGGCAGAAGAUGAUGAAGAGGGGGAGGAGGAAGAUUUUCAACCACCUCAAAGAGAAGAGGAAACAGUCUUUUCUUUGAACAAGUGCAUCCUUGCAGCUGUCAUUCUUCUUGGACUAGGGACCAUUUUCUUCUCUGGUAUGCUCAUGGACCCAGAUGAUGAAGCAGACAUGGAUGUUAGAGAGCUGAAGGACCCAACAAAUCAGGAGUGGCUGAAUCCUGAGAUCUCCAAAGACACGCCUGUUGGUCUUCAGCCUCCAGAUAUGUUAAGCAAGCAGGCGAAGGAAGAUCAGCAUAUAUUGGUACUACAGGAACAGCUUCAGCAACAUCAAGGUGAACUGAAAGCAGCGCAACUUCGGGCAGAGGAGGGAGAGAAAGAGCGUGUGAGGAGAGAAGAGCUGGAGAAGGAGUAUGAGAGGCUAAAAGGAGAACUAGAUAGAGUACCUGCUCUUCAGAAGGAGCUGGAGCAAGAGAACGAGAGAAUGAAAGAAGAAAGUGCGAGAGCAAAGAAAGAGCUGGAGGCCCUGCCAUCACUACAGAGAGAACUGGAGCAUCUGAGAGCUAAAGUUUCACAGCUGACACAGAGCACAGGAAGAGCAGAAUCUGUUCCACCCAUUGCAGCUUCUCGGAUGCCCUCUGCUGGAGUCAAAAGUGAUGUACCACCGAUGGAAAGACAAGACAUGAAGCCCAGAAAGACUUGGGACAAAAAGAGUGAGGAGAAGGAACAAAGCAAGGGAGACAAAGAAUGGAAAAAGAAGAAAAGUGGAAAAAAGGAAGAUGACAAGGAAAGGAGGGAGAGAGUGACUGAGGGAAAACAUACUAAGGAACAGAAGGACUGGAAAAAAGAUAAAAGCCACCAAGAGGCAGGAAAAACAGGGAAGCGAAAAGAAGAGAGAAAAGAGUGGAAAAAGGACAAAAAACAAGAUUAUGAUCAAAUGGGCAAAGAAAGUGAAGACAAGAAAGAUUUUAAGGAGUGGGAGGAGAAAAAAGAAUGGAAGGAAGAUAAAAAGUGGAAGAAAGACAAACAUGUAGGACAGGAUGAGAGGACGGGAGACAAGAAGGACUGGAAGGAUACUGGGAACACGAAAGUGAAAGAGGAAAACGAAUGUAAACAGAGAGGGGAGCGGAAAGAGGACAAAGACUGGAAAAGCGAUAAACGGAGUGGUGGGAAUGACCAUAGAGAAUGGAAAGGUGAAAAAGAAUGGAGAAAGGAAAAGAGUGAGGGAAAACACAGUGAUAAAACAGAGAAGAAAUGGAAAGGAGACAAAGAAUUUCCAAAAGAGUAUGAUGAAAAAGAAAUAGAGGAGAAGCAGUGGAGAGGGAAACAAAGAGAGUCACAAGAUAGAGAAUGGCCAAGAGAGGGAGUAAAGGAGGAGAAAAAAAAGAAGACGUACUACCACAAAAAUGAAGGGAAAAAUAGUCCCAAUGAAAAGGAGAAACAUGGGCAUGGAGCACCAGACGAGACCUUCUCCCAUCACCAUUACGACCAUGAGAACUACUGGACCAGACAGAGAGCGCGCAUCCAGCACUAUGACGGGCAGCGGGAGACGUGCAGCGGUGUGGCAGACUGCGCUCGAGUCGAGGGACUCUCUCCCGUCAGCCUGCGGGACUUCGAGACCCUUCUCCAGUCCUACCUGAAGAAGCUCCAGGAUCAGGACCAGACCUCCAGGAAAGGGGAGCUCAGUAAGCUGGUGAAGGAGUUCUUCACGGAUGGAGUGUUCGCUCAUGAUCAGAUGCCGUUCAGGGAGUUCGUGGAAGACGUGGGGGACAUUUUGGAGGACAUGGCCGAAGGAGAAGAGAGCGACAGCGAGGGAGAGGAGAGCGAGGAAGACGACGACGACGAUGAGAUGGAAGAAUUUGAAAGGGAGGCAAUGGAGAAAUUUGCACUUCCAGAGGAAGUGAGGAAGGGAGAGCAGAAGAAAGAGAGCAGAAGAGUGAAAGGUUGAAGGUUCCUCAUUGUGAUUUAGAGGUUUCAGAAAAGGUACAUCCCGAAACAGUCGAGCCUGAUUUUCUGCUUACUAAUGUGGUGUCAUUUUUAAAGAGCUUAUUCAUUUUGAUCAGUUUGGCUUUGCUUUUUCUUGUCAUGGAUAAAGCAUUACUGUAAAACCUCAGUGAUGGUUUCCUUCUUAUAAUAGCUGUUUUUGCUCAUUUUUCAUUACUUUUAUUGAAAAUGUUAUAUAACGUCAAAUAAAGACUCCGUGAGAGUCCCCUGUUCAGUCAUUUAAAGAUCUGGGGCUGGAUUCAUGAAAUGUGGUUAAGAAUAAAAUUAUUUUAUUUUCUUAUUUUUUAUUUUAAGAAAUUAAA